ACACAGCCCAAUACUACUAGCCACAAGACAGCAGCAGCAGCAGCAGCGCGCGGACCCGACCUGACCUGACUGACCUCCUCCCACGCCCGGACGGCGGAAGGCCGCAGCAGCCAAGCCAUGGCGGUGGACCUGAUGUCCUGCGGCGGCGGCGGGGCGUACGAGCACCUGGCGUUCCAGGAGGCGGCCGCGGCGGGGCUGCGCAGCCUGGAGCUGCUGGCUUCCUCGCUCUCCCCGUGCGCCGCGGGGCGGGCUGAGUCGCCGCCGCUGGGGCAGAUCGCCGACCAGGCCGUGUCCCGCUUCCGCCGCGUCAUCAACCUGCUGGACCGCACGGGCCACGCCCGCUUCCGCCGCGCGCCCGCCGCCGCGGCGAAGCCUAUAGGGAUGACGGAGACGGAGGCGGCGCUCCCUCCCGCGUCGGGCCGACAGGCGGUGGCGGUGGAGCCGGCGCAGAAGACGGAGCCGGCGCAGAAGACGGCCCUGACGCUGGACUUCGCCAAGCCGGCCCCGGCCCCGGCCGUGUCCGCGACGUCGACCUCGUUCCUGUCGUCGGUGACUGCGGGCGGCGAGGCGUCCAAGGGGUGCAGCCUUGCCGCCGUGUCCUCCGGCAAGCCUCCCCUCCCGAAGCGCAAGCUGCCGCCGUGCGCCGCCGCCGUCCCCCACCACCACCAGCACCAGGCGCACCACCCCCACCCCGCCGAGCGGUGCCACUGCUCCUCCAAGAAGAAGCGCGCCCGGCAUGGGAUGCUGUCGAGGCGCACCGUGCGCGUGCCCGCGGCCGCGGCCGCGGCGGGGUCGCAGCCGCCCCACCCCCACGCGCCCGCGUCGUCGGACAUCCCCGCCGACGACUACUCGUGGCGCAAGUACGGGCAGAAGCCCAUCAAGGGGUCCCCCUACCCGCGCGGCUACUACCGCUGCAGCAGCGCCAAGGGCUGCCCCGCGCGCAAGCACGUGGAGCGCGCCGCCGACGACCCGGCCACGCUCGUCGUCACCUACGAGGGCGACCACCGCCACGACGCCGCCGCCGGCCACGCGCCGUGAACAUCCUUUUUUCCCCCACACUCAUUAGCAGCGGUAGUCGAUCAGUGCUAGUGGUCCGCUUGUUCGAUUUGUUCUUUCUUUGGAUUAGUUGUAGAUCUCAAGCUUUGCUUCUGUAAAUGAAGAAAUCAAAAGGCUUCGAAUU
This is a messenger RNA of Zea mays, 1180 nucleotides long. RefSeq lists its product as uncharacterized. Gene Ontology annotation, biological process: regulation of DNA-templated transcription. The record is from RefSeq and is marked validated. The coding region runs from base 118 to 1038 and encodes 306 amino acids. NCBI's taxonomy places the organism in Eukaryota, Viridiplantae, Streptophyta, Magnoliopsida, Poales, Poaceae. The transcript has a single exon. Gene Ontology annotation, molecular function: sequence-specific DNA binding; DNA-binding transcription factor activity.